AUGGCGGACAACGCCGAAGUGGGCGACUCGGCCCAGGUCACCUUUAAGGUCAAGACGUCGUCGGACAGCACCCACACCGUCACCAUGGCCGAGUCGGCCACCAUUUUCGAGCUCAAGACCAAGCUGUCCGGCGAGGACCUCGAGAACAUACCCGUCGAGCGCCAGCGCCUCAUCUACUCCGGUCGAGUCAUGAAGAACGACGAUACCCUCGCGUCGUAUAAGAUCAAGCCAAACAACACCAUCCACAUGGUCAAGAGUGCUGCCAGCAAUCCCACCCGGCAGCCCGCCGCCUCCACCUCCACCCCGCCAGCUGUCCCGACCAACAUGGCCUCGGGCACGGCCAACAACCCGCUCGCCGGCCUCACCGGUGCCCGCUACGCCGGCCACCAGGUUAACCUCCCGGGCAUGGAAAUGUUUGGGCCCGACGGUGGCAUGGGCCCUCCCAUGGACGAGGAGCGUCUACAGCACAUGAUGUCCGACCCCAAUCUCCAGCAGGCCAUGCGAGAGGCCCUCAACAAUCCCGACUUUGUCAACAUGCUCAUCGAGUCAAACCCCAUGCUGCGCAACAUGCCUGGCGCCAGAGAACUCAUCACCUCGCCCGGCGUCCAGCAAAUGAUGAGCAACACAAACAUGCUGCGAGACGCCAUGCGGUUACAACGCAUGAUGGGCGGCGGCGAUGCGGCCUUUCCUGCUCCCGGCGCGACAGACACCACCCCCGACGGUAACGCCACGGGCGAGGGCAACGCCAACCGGGAAAACGGCAACACCAAUCAACAAAAUCCAUUCAUGAAUCCCUUUAUGAUGCCUGGCAUGAUGGGCGGCGGUGGUGGCGGAGGAGGCGGCGGCGGCGACGGACGCAUCAACAUGGGUCAGAUGCUUCAAGCCCUGGGCAUGGGCGGCAGCCCCUUCGCGGCAGCCCCGCCUGUGCCGGGCGCGACCCAGGGGCAGGGAUCGCGAGAGGGCCAGACAGUCGCGCCCGGUCAGGAAGCGGCACCGACCGAAGGCGCGGGAGCAUCGCCACAGAACCAGAGUCAACAGCCGGCAAACCCCUUUGCAGCCCUGUUCCCACCCCAAGGGGGCUCGCAGAACAAUCCUUUCGGCAUGAACCCCGAGAUGAUGCAGCAGAUGAUGCAGAUGAUGGGCGGAGGGGCUCCAACGUCGCCGCCGGCAGACAAUCGUCCGCCGGAAGAGCGUUACGCCGAGCAGCUGCGCCAGCUCAACGACAUGGGCUUCUACGACUUUGAGCGGAACGUGGCCGCGCUGAGGCGGAGCGGCGGAAGCGUCCAGGGUGCGAUUGAGCAUUUGCUGAGCGCAACGGACUAA
Messenger RNA from Hirsutella rhossiliensis, 1323 nucleotides. Its product is annotated as ubiquitin family domain-containing protein. Bases 1 to 1323 code for a protein of 440 amino acids. Lineage: Eukaryota; Fungi; Ascomycota; Sordariomycetes; Hypocreales; Ophiocordycipitaceae. Gene Ontology annotation, biological process: ubiquitin-dependent protein catabolic process. The transcript has 2 exons. Gene Ontology annotation, molecular function: polyubiquitin modification-dependent protein binding. The record is from RefSeq and is a predicted model, not a curated record. Gene Ontology annotation, cellular component: cytosol.